AUGGGUCCACUACAUAGAAGACAUGCCCGAAAUGCAGAUGAAUAUCAGAGAAGCAAUGAGGUAUAUGGUAGGAUGAGAUCCUUAUUAAUGUUACUGAGGAUGUAUAUAGGGAAAUAUCCCCGAGUAGAUAUUAUACAUUAUAUUAACUGGGAUAGAACUAUUAUUAUUGAUAAUCUAUUUUAUACAAGACCUACUGAUAUCUGGCAGGUUAGAAAGGUUCUACGAGCAGCUAAACAGUUAAAAAUGAGGGUUCGGGCUACCGCAGUUGGUCAUUCUAGAUCACCACUGUACGUGGAUGAAGGUAACAUAAUGAUGGAUGUUCGAGACUUAAAUAGACACGAUGGACCAAGACUGCAACUUAAUCAGCCUAACCAGAUAAGAAAUUAUACCACGGUAACCGCAGUAACAGGAGUUAUUGAGAAGGAAUUGAAUGCAUUCAUGGUUAGCAACAAAGUUACAAUAUUAGCUCAACCUUUAAAUGAUGUCGAAUCACUGGGUGGAAUGGUUGCCGCUUCAACUCACGGUUCAACAUGGGAUGCACCGACAUACAGUGGAAUAGUUAGAGAUAUUAGAUUAAUGGACGGUGCUGGUAGACUGAGGAAGUUCAACUAUGAAAAUCACCCGGAUAUCAUGAAAGCUGCUAUCUGUAAUCUGGGAAUGUUCGGUAUCAUGUAUGAUAUCACGAUUGAGGUUCUUCCUAUUGUAAAAGCUAAAGUCAAAAAUGAGUUUGUUAAGCUAGAAGAUCUGAUUUACGACCAAAAUAAACUGCGUGAAACAGUCACCUCCAACUUCUUGACAGAGAUCUCAUGGUUUCCAUUUAAUUCAGUCACACCGGAAGAAGCUACAGAUUAUCAAGCCACUGGGACUAUCCCAGCAGCCUGGAAUGCAAAGAGAGAUCAGAUUUGGCUCAGAACAAUUAACAUUGUUAAUGAUACAGAGGUUGGUAACAAUGAAAUCAAACCUGCUACAUAUUUACCUACCAAUGGUUCUUUAUCUGGUGGCAGUGUCGAAGGAUUAUUACGAGGAAAGGCAGCUUUAGAUGUAGCCAAGAGCUUAGAACAAGUGACUUAUCAUUAUCUGGUAGAUGCUUUCCCGGUCAUAUUACCACCAAGACGUGGUAGUGAAACUAGUGCUGCAUUUAUGCUCAACAUCGAUAACCAGUUUAUACGACCAGCUACUGGCUUACAGUUCAUAAUAGAAUAUGCUGAAGGUCAAAUCAAAAGAAACGGAUCGACUCCAUUGAAUGCCUUAUUACCCCGAUUUUUUAAGAAUUAUGAAUGUGACCUGUGUCCGGGAAAUCAUGAGAUAAAGAUGCCUGAUGAUUCUGGUCGAACAUUGGUCAUAGAUUUCUUGGCACCACCAGCUCAGUAUGGUUUCUAUCCUGCUGCUAGAAAGUUUGUGGAGAGGUUUAGAAAUGAGAGUGUCAGACCACACUGGGCUAAACGUCAUGAUAAUAUACCAGGCAUUAUACAGAUAAUACAAAAUGUAUAUGGAGACAAUAUACACCAUUUCACACGGAUGAGGACACUGGCCAAUGUCGAUCCUGACGACAUGUUUAUGAACACUUAUUUAUUACAAAUAUUUGGUAGAAAUUUUGAAAAUAUGGCAGAAACUAUGACUACAACUGCUGCACCAUCAGGCUUUCCCAUUCCCAACAGAAAUCCCAGUUAA
Molecule: messenger RNA, 1671 nt
Organism: Lottia gigantea (owl limpet)
Lineage: Eukaryota; Metazoa; Mollusca; Gastropoda; Lottiidae
Exons: 10
Coding region: 1-1671 (556 amino acids)
Cellular component (GO): membrane
Molecular function (GO): D-arabinono-1,4-lactone oxidase activity; FAD binding
Source: RefSeq, a predicted model, not a curated record